Vitis riparia (riverbank grape) is the source of this 1410-nucleotide messenger RNA. RefSeq lists its product as uncharacterized. Lineage: Eukaryota; Viridiplantae; Streptophyta; Magnoliopsida; Vitales; Vitaceae. The record is from RefSeq and is a predicted model, not a curated record. The transcript has 2 exons. The coding region runs from base 94 to 1164 and encodes 356 amino acids.
CUUUUCCAUCUCUCUUCUCCAUUCUUGUAGAAUACCUGAAAAAUUCAACUGGAGAAGGGACAUAAAGGAGAGAAUUUUAGUUGCGUGAUAAACAUGAAGAUGCAGAGGAGAAAUCCUCGUCUUUUGGUGGCUUUCUUUGUUGUACUCGCUGCCAUAGAGGCCACCUUUGUCCUGGCUCAAGGCAACGGUAAUGGGAAUGGAAACUCAAACAACAGGACGGCAGCCCAGGAAGCUGCUUCAACUCAUUACACAAUGUUGUCAUCAACAGCAAAAGGGCAAGAGCGCGCUUUCUGCAGAGCCAGAGGAGCCUGCUACUUCAAGACCCUCGUGUGUCCGACAGAAUGCCCACAGCGGAAGCCCAAGAAGAACAGGAAGAAGAAGGGUUGCUUCAUUGACUGCAGUAGCAAGUGUGAAGUUACUUGCAAGUAUAGAAAAGCAAAAUGUACUGGAUAUGGCUCUCUCUGUUAUGACCCUCGCUUCAUUGGGGGUGAUGGAGUGAUGUUCUACUUCCAUGGCGCAAAGGGAGGAGACUUCGCCAUUGUAUCAGACGAUAACCUUCACAUCAACGCACACUUCAUCGGAACCCGACCUGCAACAAGAACCCGUGACUUUACAUGGGUCCAAGCCCUCUCUGUCAUGUUCGACACCCACACUCUCGUCAUUGCUGCAGACAGGGUUUCUCACUGGGACGAUGACGUUGAUGCCCUCAUAGUAAGGUGGGAUGGGGAGACAGUUACCAUUCCCACAGAUGGAGAGGCCGAGUGGAGGGUGGAUUGUGGAGAGAGAGAAGUGGUGGUGGAAAGAACUGAUGAUACUAACAGUGUAAGGGUGACGGUGGGUGGACUGGUGGAAAUGGAUGUGAGGGUGACACCCGUUGGAGCAGACGAGAACCGGGUCCACAACUACCAGUUACCAGCGGACGAUGCGUUUGCUCACUUGGAAACGCAGUUUAGGUUUAAAAACCUGACAGAAAACGUGGAGGGGGUGUUGGGCAAAACUUACCGUCCAGGCUAUGUUUCCCCAGUCAAGAGAGGGGUCCCCAUGCCCGUGAUGGGUGGGGAAGACAAGUACAGAACUCCAUCCCUGUUUUCACCGUUCUGCAAGCUCUGCAGGUUCCAACCACAAGUUGGUCUCACCUCCGCUCAGGGUGUAUCUGAAUACUGAUAUUCUAUCAAAGAAAAAAUUAAAAAUAAGAAAAAUGCUCUUUGUGUUUGGAUUGUUUACAAAAAUAAGGGCUCUUAAAAUGCCCAUUGGGUAUUCGUUUCAUGUAAGAAGUAUGUAUGUAUGUUUACAACAGGAAGCAGUUUCAAAGGUAGAAGCUCCUUGAACUGAUCUUUUUGUUGAACAAACACCAGCAAAAUGCACCAUAAAUCCUCUUUUAAUUAAUCAGAUGGGUUUAAGCAUAACUCA